Molecule: messenger RNA, 1365 nt
Organism: Ilyonectria robusta
Lineage: Eukaryota; Fungi; Ascomycota; Sordariomycetes; Hypocreales; Nectriaceae
Exons: 2
Coding region: 1-1365 (454 amino acids)
Biological process (GO): regulation of transcription by RNA polymerase II
Molecular function (GO): RNA polymerase II cis-regulatory region sequence-specific DNA binding; protein dimerization activity; DNA-binding transcription factor activity, RNA polymerase II-specific
Source: RefSeq, a predicted model, not a curated record
AUGCUCGCCGUACAACAGGCUCCGAGGAUGGGUUCGUCGCAGCCGCCAUCCGAUCCCUUCUUGGCCUUUGGCUUGUCGGUUGAUCCAAAUCAAGAACCUCCCCUCCUUGACCCCCCGGAGCCCGCUCCUGGCGCUCCCCUCCUGUCCGACAAUGACAACAAACUCUUGUCGUCCUUUUUCGAGGACAUGACCGCCGACCAAUAUAACAUGCCCUCCUUCGGCGAGGGCCUCAACUUCACCGACACCUGGCUUGACUUGCCGCCCCAGUUCAUGGGUUCUACUACCUCGUUUGGCCAGCAGCCCGGUCCUUCGCUGGCCUCACCUCCUAGCCAUGCCCUGACCAACGGCUUGGGUGAUUUCCACGGCCUGAUGCCCAUGGGCUCCAGCAUGAUGCCACCGCCGCCACCGCCGCCUCUAAGUCUACCACAUUUGGAACAUAGCCACACUCCCGACGACGUCCUCAACGCCGCAGCUACUCUCCUCCAGAACGGAUCCGCUCAGCGACACACGGCUAAUGGUAUCGACCCCACGUAUUCUCGAAGAACGAUCGGCCCUCCCGUCGGCCAUCUUCGACACCAGCCUCUAGAAGAGUUCCGAGAAGAUAACCGGCGAAGUCUUGGAGGCAACGAGGUUGAAAACACAUUUACGGAAUGGGUGUUUGGGUCACAAGAGAGGACGCAGGCCCAGGUGCCGCCCCCGCCUGAGUAUCAAUGGGGCUCCGAUUCCAACUUCAACCACAUCCAAGGCUACACUACACACUCGGACAAGGAAACCUCCGAGUCGAUUGCGAAGGAACAGCUCAAAUACCUCGAAUGCUUCGAACCUAGCGCGAGCGCGGAUAACACGAGACCCAGCAGUCCCAAUCAUGGGCAAACGACAUCUCAAAGUCGUAACCGUCCAGCGAACGUAGUCAAGUUGCAACAAGAAGCCGAUGCCCCGCCACGAAAGAGACGGAAGAGCAGGACCGGGAAGGAAAUCCCCGAUGAUGAGGUCGAAGAAGACACAGCUACACCUAAAACUAGCAGACGAAGAAAACCCAAGGCCGAACGUGGGGGCUCCACCUCUUCGCCACCUGUCGACGAAACGACGACUGGGAAGCGACGCAAAUCAACUGUGAAUGGAUCCAAGACGGCACGAGAGAACCUCUCAGAGGAACAAAAGCGGGAGAACCACAUCCGGAGCGAGCAGAAGCGAAGGACACUGAUCAAAGAGGGCUUUGACGACCUUUGCGAGCUGGUUCCCGGGCUCCGAGGCGGCGGGUUCAGUAAGAGCACGAUGUUGUCGAUGGCUGCAGAGUGGCUGGAUGAGCUGCUCAAGGGCAACGAAACCUUGGCCGCCCAGCUCGCUUCGUUAGAGGGCCGGUGA